This is a messenger RNA of Pundamilia nyererei, 2444 nucleotides long. RefSeq names its product mitogen-activated protein kinase kinase kinase 2 (gene map3k2). The coding region runs from base 357 to 2300 and encodes 647 amino acids. NCBI's taxonomy places the organism in Eukaryota, Metazoa, Chordata, Actinopteri, Cichliformes, Cichlidae. The transcript is spliced from 17 exons. The record is from RefSeq and is a predicted model, not a curated record. Gene Ontology annotation, biological process: protein phosphorylation. Gene Ontology annotation, molecular function: ATP binding; protein binding; protein kinase activity.
GGCGUCGUGGGGUCAGCAGCGAGCGGAGCUACCGUUAACCAGGGUGUAAAGUACAGCUAAAAGAGCGCCUCUGAUGAAGUUAGCCUUUUAACCACUGCACAGACAAGGAGCUACUUAGUUGGAUGAGCCGCCGUUUUGUCGUCUUGUGGUCGAAAAGCUUCAGCUGGUCCCUUUGACAGCCGUCAGGCCUCGUCGUCGUCGUGGUCCGGCAGCACUCGAGUGAAGUUGGGAGCGGACUGCCAAACUUCUGCUUCCUCCAGCGGCUCUCCGCGGGGCCCGGGGCUCCUGUCACCGGCCCUGUGGAUGAGGAAGUGACUACACAUCUAAUUAGCGCCCAGGAGAAAGGAAUCCCUUUGAUGGGAGAAUCCUCUUUCCUGGCCUCCUGGGUCAAUCGCCGUGCCAUUAAGAUGGAUGAGCAGGAGGCGCUGAACUCCAUCAUGCAGGACUUGGCCGAACUGCACCGCUCCAGCCGUCCUGCCGCGUUCCUGUCAGACCUGUGCAAACCCAAAGCCUCGUCGCCCAAGAACCAGAACGAUGUGAGGGUGAAGUUUGAGUUCAAAGGGGAGAAGAGGAUUCUGCAGUUCCCUCGACCUAUCAAGCUGGAGGAUCUGAGGUCCAAAGCUAAAGUGGCUUUUGGUCAGACGAUGGGCCUCCACUACACAAACAACGAGUUGGUGAUUCCAUUGACCACUCAGGACGACCUGGACAAAGCUGUAGAGCUGCUGGAUCGCAGUGUUCACAUGAAGAGUCUGAAGAUUCUCCUUGUGCUGCAGGUCUCCUCUGAGAACUCGUCAUCCAACAUGGACCUUCUGCCGUCCCACGAGGAACUGGACAACACGGGGUUCCGGGUCACAGACAAGAAGAGCAUGCUGGCGUUGAUAGGUUCCCACUCAACGGACCGCAGCUCUCCUCCUCCAGGAUACAUUCCCGACGCUCUGCAGCAGGUGGCGAGGAACGGCUCCUUCACCAGCAUCAACAGCGAGGGGGAGUUCAUCCCUGAGAGCAUGGACCAGAUGUUGGAUCCAUUGUCCAUGAGCAGUCCGGAGAACUCGGCUUCUGGAAGUUGUCCCUCCCUAGACAGCCCACUGGACAGUGAUUACCCAAAGUCCAGGAUGCCCAGGGCUCAGAGCUACCCAGAUAACCAUCAGGACUUUCCAGAGUACGAUAUUCCGGUGUUUGAGAAGUCAGGGAAAGGAGGGACGUAUCCUCGCCGGUACGGCAUUCCUUUUGGCCUUCAGGAUUACAGUGAUGGGAGGAAGACUUUCCCUCGGGCUCGGCGGACGCAAGUUCACGGUUUCCGCUCUCCAAUCAGCUUCAGCUCAACCGAGCAGUCGCCCAGCACCAGCAGUGGCAGCAGCGUCUUCACGCCUGACCUGGAGGAGGUCCCCGGCCCCGCCAGGAGGCCGCGGAGGGGGAGUGACAUCGAGCCAAACCCCAAUCCAGCCGUGGCUCCGACGCUCUCCGUCAUGGACGUCAGUCCACCCAGCCGCUCCCCGCGAGCGCCGACCAACUGGCGGCUGGGGAAGCUUCUAGGUCAGGGAGCUUUCGGGCGGGUCUUCCUGUGUUAUGAUGCCGAUACUGGACGGGAACUGGCAGUUAAACAAGUUCAGUUUGAUCCAGAGAGUCCCGAGACGAGUAAGGAGGUGAGCGCACUGGAAUGUGAAAUCCAGCUCCUGAAGAACUUGUGCCAUGAGCGGAUCGUCCAAUAUUAUGGCUGUCUGCGAGACACGAUGGAGCGAACGCUCUCCAUCUUUAUGGAGUACAUGCCUGGAGGAUCCAUUAAAGACCAGCUGAAGUCGUACGGGGCGCUCACGGAAAAUGUGACGCGCCGCUACACCAGGCAGAUCCUGGAGGGGGUUUCUUAUCUGCAUAGCAACAUGAUCGUCCACAGGGACAUCAAAGGUGCAAACAUCCUCAGAGACUCUGUGGGUAACGUGAAGCUGGGAGACUUCGGGGCCAGCAGGCGGCUGCAGACCAUCUGUCUGUCAGGAACAGGCAUGAAGUCGGUGACCGGUACCCCGUACUGGAUGAGCCCAGAGGUGAUCAGCGGAGAGGGUUACGGCAGGAAGGCAGACAUCUGGAGUGUUGGCUGCACCGUUGUGGAGAUGCUGACUCAGCGACCUCCGUGGGCAGAGUUCGAGGCCAUGGCGGCCAUCUUUAAGAUCGCCACGCAGCCCACUAACCCCGUCCUGCCCGCCCACGUGUCGGACCACUGCCGGGAGUUCCUCAAACGGAUCUUCGUGGAGACCAAGCAGCGGCCGUCUGCAGAAGAGCUGCUCAGGCACAUCUUUGUACAUUAACCCCUCCCGCCCCCUCCUUGAAUCUUGAACCCCUGCCUGCCUGCCGAACUGCCAAAUACGGCCUUAUCUGAUCCCGCCCCCUCCACCUUUACGCUGAGACCAUGUUGGACCAGUAAAGACUGGCUGGGAGAAGGUGGGGGCGCU